AUGACCCACGCUGAGCCAAUGACCUUCACAGACGGCCUACCUCUGCCACGCCUCAUCGCUUUUGACCUGGACCACACAUUAUGGCCAUUCAAGGUCGACGCGGAUGUUAGCGAGCCGGUCGAGGCUCGCGACAACAAUUCAUGCAUCGUGGACCGACGGGGUAAGUCCUUCGCCUUCUAUCCCGCUGUAUCUUCAAUCCUCUCCUCCUGCAAGGAUCGCUCAAUCCCCUUGGCACUCGCUUCGCGGAGCCAUGCUCCCGAUUUGGCCCUUGCCAUACUCGAAGCCCUGCACAUCAAUCCCGCGUUCUCGGAUAACACCACUCUAAAUACGCCCUCUGUGUGCGCGCGGAACUACUUUGACUACAUCCAAAUUGUCCCUGGGACUAAAAAGCAACAUUUUAUGCGCAUCCAUCAUGCCAGCGGCAUUGCCUAUGAGGAUAUAUUGUUCUUUGACGACGAAGCGCGUAACCAUGACGUGGAGACUGAGCUUGGGGUCACAUUCUGUUUGAUUAGGGGUGGAAUAACUAGGGACGAGGUGGAUCGCGGAGUUAGGGCAUGGCGGAAGCGGAAUGGGAUUGGACAGAAGACGACUGAUAAUGAGUAUUCCAUAUAG
Molecule: messenger RNA, 612 nt
Organism: Aspergillus pseudonomiae
Lineage: Eukaryota; Fungi; Ascomycota; Eurotiomycetes; Eurotiales; Aspergillaceae
Product: magnesium-dependent phosphatase-1
Exons: 2
Coding region: 1-612 (203 amino acids)
Molecular function (GO): acid phosphatase activity
Source: RefSeq, a predicted model, not a curated record